Sinocyclocheilus rhinocerous is the source of this 1203-nucleotide messenger RNA. Its product is annotated as keratocan-like. Bases 111 to 1166 code for a protein of 351 amino acids. NCBI's taxonomy places the organism in Eukaryota, Metazoa, Chordata, Actinopteri, Cypriniformes, Cyprinidae. The transcript is spliced from 3 exons. Gene Ontology annotation, molecular function: protein binding. The record is from RefSeq and is a predicted model, not a curated record.
GCAGACUGGACUCAAACUGGAGAGGAGAGCACGCGGGAAAGAGAUUGACUGCAACCCCAAAAGUAGAACCAGACACUUUGCCUCCACCUGCACAAACCAAAAUCAGCUCUAUGACUGAGAUGAGCAGGUUAAUCCUAACCAUGGAGUGGCUCAUGGUUGCAUUUGUGGCCCUACUUUUGGCCAGCCAAAUCCGCUCUGAAGAAAUCACAUAUGAACACCUUAUCUCUCAGAUACAGGCAUGUCCUAAAGAGUGCCACUGCCCUCCAAGUUUCCCAAACGCUGUUUACUGUGACAACAAGGGUCUGAAACGCAUACCUGACAUCCCACCCUACACCUGGUACCUGUACCUCCAGAACAACCUGAUUGAUGUCCUGUCGGCUGACGCUCUGCGCAAUGCCACACAACUAAGGUGGAUCAACCUUAACCGCAACAAAAUCACAAGUGAAGGCCUGGAGGCAGAUGCUAUAAAGGCUAUAUCCAACCUUGUACACCUUUACAUGGAAGACAAUUUGCUGACUUCCAUUCCAUCUCCUCUGCCUGCUAAAUUAGAGCAGUUACGGCUCUCCCGAAACAGAAUCUCAAGAAUCCCACCCGGUGUCUUCUCUGGGAUGGACCGUCUCACCUUGCUGGAUCUGCAAGGCAACAAGCUACAGGAUGAUGCAGUUACUGAGGUCAGUCUGAAAGGCCUCAACAACUUGAUCCAGAUCAAUUUAGCAAAGAAUCAGCUAAAUACCAUGCCCCUUGGCCUACCACCCACAACCACACAGAUCUUUUUGGACAGCAACAAUAUUGAAAAGAUUCUGGCUGAGUACUUCAAGGGUCUUCCCAAAGUGGUGUCUCUCAGGCUGAACCGCAAUAAGCUGGCUAAUGGAGGUAUCCCAAAAAAUGUGUUUAAUCUUUCCAGCAUCCUGGAUCUACAGCUUUCUCAUAACCAGCUCACAGAGAUACCCGUUAUCUCUUCUGGCUUGGAGCACCUGCAUUUGGAUCACAAUAAGAUCAAGAGUGUGAAUAGCUCUGACAUCUGUCCACCUGGUGCGCUCGAUGAUUAUCUUGAUGAGAAGGGUCCACGUCUCCAUUACCUUCGCCUUGAUGGUAAUGAGAUCAAACCCCCUAUUCCACGAGAGCUGAUGAUGUGUUUCCGUCUCCUCAGGGCUAUUGUCAUAUAAAGAUGCCACACCAUCUUGAUACUUCUGUCCAUUUCAU